Messenger RNA from Vicia faba (fava bean), 516 nucleotides. The record is from the annotation of a GenBank genome assembly. NCBI's taxonomy places the organism in Eukaryota, Viridiplantae, Streptophyta, Magnoliopsida, Fabales, Fabaceae.
AUGAAGGAACCGUUUCUUGAGAACAUGGAUUUGGAGAGGGAAAGAGGCAUCACUAUUAAACUUCAGGCAGCUCGUAUGCGCUAUGUGUUUGAAAAUAAACCAUAUUGCUUAAAUUUGAUAGAUACUCCAGGACACGUUGACUUCUCGUACGAGGUUUCUCGAUCGCUUGCUGCAUGUGAGGGUGCUCUCCUUGUGGUAGAUGCUUCUCAAGAGGUUUCAAUCUACUAUCAGGGAAUAUCCCAAUUGAUGUUUUUGAUGUUUGUUUCACUCAUUGAAAUAUCAUUGCCAUUGAAUAAAAUUGAUGGAACAAUUGGUGAUGGAAUUGUGAAUCUUGCAAAUCUCACAGUUUUGGAGCUUUACCCCAAUCAGUUGACAGGUUCUAUUCCUAAGGAUAUUGGUAAGCUUUUGAAAUUGGAAAAAUUGCUUCUUCAUGUCAACAAUUUGACUGGUACGAUUCCGCCAGCUAUCACCCUCCGUUUCCGCGUAAGUUUCUGCACAUACUCCUCAAUCAUGUAG